Molecule: messenger RNA, 4265 nt
Organism: Cadophora gregata
Lineage: Eukaryota; Fungi; Ascomycota; Leotiomycetes; Helotiales; Ploettnerulaceae
Exons: 3
Coding region: 753-4181 (1142 amino acids)
Biological process (GO): innate immune response
Cellular component (GO): cytoplasm
Molecular function (GO): protein binding
Source: RefSeq, a predicted model, not a curated record
GGUCCCGUCGCGAGCCUUACGCCUCAUCACUCAGUAUGCGCCAGGAAUGGGCAUACAUACACACCGCAUCAGCUAGACGUUCAUGCUGCCCUGCCCUGCUUAAGAUUUCGGAACGAGCGAAUAACUACAAGAGGGCUGCGCCAGGAUACCAGAUGCAGGGCUUGGUACAAGCAAGAGUUGGUGCAUGGGGCCCCAGUAAGAUUCUGGCAAAAGAGCCUACAAGCUGGGCGAGUGUUUCACUGCAAGGGUGGUCGUGUGGUUUAAUGAGCUGGCGAGAGCAAAGGUAUGGCUGCGGCUGAGCGUGCAAGAUUCCGGCAUAAGCCAAUGGCAGAGAGUCUGUAUCCAGUCUGCUUCCGUGACAACACAAGGCUGGAGUGGCAAUUGACCACUGGCCAACUUGUCAUACCGUUUUUUUCACGUUCCUAGUAUUUUCUUUCAUUCUGUUCAGUAAUACUCUCUUUUUCAAGUGGGACUUCAGAUGUCCGAUCGAACUUCUCUGCUGAACAUCCAAGAAAGAUUGACAACGCUCAUUACAGGCCAUGAUUCCCUCCAAGAAGAGGAGAGAGGCUAUCAAAGGCCCUACAGAAGGCGAAUGGAAUGCCUGCAAGGAGUUGUUGCGAGGCCUCUAUUUCAAGUCGACACUCCCAAAAUUGAUGGAAGACAUGGAGUCGAACCAUGGAUUUAUCGCAUCGUAUGUGGCCUACCUGUAUUUGGCGCACAGCUGACGAGAAUUCCCUAGCAAAAAUCAAUAUAUGAGGAAGUUCAAAGAGUGGAACUUCAGAAAGAACCUCUCCUCUGCAGAGUGGGAACAUGUCCUUCGCAAGAAACGCAAGCGAGACGAAGCGAACAAGGACACUCGAGUGGUCCUUCAUGGUGUUGACAUUCCAAUGAAAAGAUUGAAGAAGGAGGAGAGCAGAUAUACUCUGUCGGAUCUGAACAGUAUCUUUUCUUCGUGUGAAUAUAGUGUGUGGAGGUCCAGGUGCAGGUCUGACGAUAUUAUAGAUCCAGUCGCGCCAUCCCCUGAAGGCAUUUCGGUCGCCACACCACCACCAGCAAUGGUUGAAUUAUACAUGAGAACUAUCCGAAUCGACAAUCUUCCAUCAUUUGGACUUGGAAGUUUGUUCGCAAGUCAAACUAGCUCAUGGCAGCAGUCUUCUCUAAAGGAUACUUCCUUCGAAAGUCGCUCUUCGUCGACUUCAAGGGCUUUUGUUUCCACCCCAUUUACACCAGCCACUUCCUUUGCCAAGAUGUUGGGGAAUCCUUACAAUUCUUCCACCACAUCAACGUGUGAGUGUCGCGACAGGAUGGUUCAGCAAUUUCAUAAUGCGACAAUCGAGAAAUACGAGGGCGAGAUCGAAGAUCGAAUAUCCAAACUCUUUGGGCCAUCGAGCGCGAGUGCACUGAAGGAGUUCUUGAUCUUCGUUGCACAAAUCGGAUCAAACAAUAAGUUUGAGUGGGGGCAGCCGAGCAGGAUCCUCGAAUGGAUCUCGGAGCAGAAUCAGACAUUCCUGGAAAAUCUAAUCGAUUUGAGAAGUCCAACUAUACAAGCAUGCCUGGAUCUCUUGAUUGGAGAUUGUAGUUGGGUCGGAAACCAACGAGCAUUCACAGCGCUCAUUAGAGCUGACAAAAGUGGACAGUUGUAUCAUGGACGGCGAGAAAUUUUGCUAUGCUUGGCAAUAGAGCGUAACUUGAGUAACGUAGUCAAAACUCUAGUCGACGAAGGGAUUAAUGUCAACUGCAAAGUGUACAGGUACACUGAAGACGAUGAUCUCGUUCCAAGCACACUUCUUGGCGCAGUUUCUAAUGUUGAAAUAGCGAAGAUUCUCAUUGACGCUGGUUCUCAUGUCAACACCCCGAUUCACGAUAGUACAGAGCUGGAAAAGGACAAUAAUCUCAAAGCUGAGUGGUACAGCCCGAUAUACUAUGCUGCCCGCGAUGUCAACUCGGAUUUGUUUCAGCUGUUUCUCGACGCAGGAGCACACUUUGAUCCUACGGACACUGAAGUAUUGUGGGACACCACAAGCUUUCUAGCCCAUGCUAUAGAGAAUGAGAGUAUCUCAAUGGUAGACAUACUUCUGAGACUAGGCGCAGAGUCCUCGGUGUCUUCUCUACAGUACUGGCAGACAGAAGAUGAGAAAUUCGUUCAACGCACUGAGAUACAACAAGCAUGCUUCAUGGGAUAUACUGAAAUUGUUAAAGCUCUUCUGUCCAUCAGAUCUGUAAGGCAUGUCUUGCAAUCUAGCAAAUGCAAAUGGGGCCCGCUACGAGAUGCAGCUAUGCAGGGUCAUUUGGACAUUGUCGUGUUGUUGAUUGGGGUUGGUGCAGACGUCAACGCCACAAGCCAAGCUGUUCAAGAAAUGGAAGUUGACGACGAGGGUUCAGACUACGAGGAGGGCUCAGACGACGACGAGGGUUCAGACGACGACGAGGGUUUAGACUACGACGCGGCAUCAGGACUCGAGGAUCCAAAAUGCAGUACUCUUAUGCAGCUCAUACCGUCUACUGCAUUGAUGGCGGCAGUCGAAGCAGGCCACAGUCAUGUGGUGACUAGCUUAUUAAGUCAUGGUGCUGACGUUGAUGCUCCAGCUGUUGGCGUCUACGGCACUAGCGUACUGGCCGUGGCAGAAACACUCGGCAAUCAUGAAAUAGUAUCAGUCUUAAAGGAGGCAGGUGCCAGCUCUCAAAGGGAUGGAAACCAGCUCAUCGCCGACCUCCAAUUUGCGGCAGUACGAAAUAACCUGCGAGAAGUACAAAGGAUACUUGCACUAGGCAUUGAUGCUAGCCAUAUCCUUGACACAAGUCAAGCAAUACUAGAAAAGACGGGAGGUAAUGUAGGAAAUGUUCUCUGCAUUUUCAUAGCUGUAUGUGGCUGGAGUGUCAAUUGCAGGGGACCAGUAUCCAAAUUUAGCGCUCUGGAGAUUGCCAUAGACCUUGGAGAUGUCACCCUCAUCGACCAGCUUGGGGAUGCCGGAGCAGAUUUCAGUGGAAUGACAUCAACCGGGAAGCAUUUCCUCCAGCAAGCUCUUCUCAAAUCGGAUGGCUCAAGGUUCGAUUUAAUUGACAGCUUGGUGCGAUAUGGGGCAAGAGUGGACACGCCCUACAGCAGGACUGUGAAAAUGCCGCUUGAGAUCGCAGCAACCAGAUAUGACCACAAAAUUAUUGAACGCUUGCUGUUGGCAGAUACCUGCCUACACAAAUCUGCAGCCGCGAGCUCCAUCUUACUGAUGGCCAUUGAGAACGCAGAACUCGAUCUUUCUUCGAUUCAGCUCUUGCUUGACCAAGGAGCAGACGUCAAUGCUAUGGUCAGUACCACAACAGCUCUUUACGCGGCUGUGUUCCACAGAGGGAUUGAAUGUGUGAGGCUGUUGCUAGAUAGAGGAGCGGAUAUCAAUGCCCACCCGUUAGGAUUGGCGGGUAGAACAGCCCUUCAAGCAGCUGCCGGUUUCGGAUCAGUAGAAAUUUUCAAGCUGUUGCUAGACAGAGGAGCGGAUAUCGAUACCCGCCCAUCAGCAUAUUACUGUGGUAGAACAACCCUUCAAGCAGCUGCCAGUUCCGGAUCAUUAGAAAUUGUCAAGCUGUUACUGGACAGAGGAGCGGAUAUCGAUGCCCUUCCAGCGCAGGAACUUGGCAUGACGGCUCUUCAAGCAGCUGCCGCUUCCAGAUCAGUAGAAAUUGUCAAGUUGUUGCUAGACAGAGGAGCGGAUUUCAAUGCCCUUCCAGCACGGAGGUGGGGCAGGACAGCACUUCAGGCAGCAAUCCACAAGGAGUCACCCAGCUCUGAAGUAAUCCAGAUACUCCUAGAACAUGGUGCUGACAUCAACGCACCCGCCGCAAUGGAAGAUGGUGUUACUGCCUUACAAGAAGCGGCAAUAUGCGGCCACCUCAAGAUAGCUCUCCAACUACUAGAGAUGGGGGCAGAUCCCAACACUCCAGGCUCACCAAAGGAAGGCAGGACAGCACUGGAGGCUGCAGCAGAGCACGGCAGACAUGACAUGGUCCAACUUCUCCUCAACGCUGGAGCUGAGCCCACUCAAAGUGCUGUUAACUUCGCUGAAAAGAAUAGGAAGUGCGUGGUUGCGGAUAUGAUCAAAGCGGCACUGAAAGAGACAGAGAGGGAAGCAAACAUGCAGGGUAAAGGCAAAGGCAAAGAAAUAGAAUGGCAUGAUGAGCUGAGCAAGUAAACAACGAACGACAGAACGCGAGAUAAGACUCUGAGAACUGAUACUGGAAGCGAGAAGGGGGGCUGGCCUUGUUGAUUUGGUGAU